Molecule: messenger RNA, 1530 nt
Organism: Botrytis deweyae
Lineage: Eukaryota; Fungi; Ascomycota; Leotiomycetes; Helotiales; Sclerotiniaceae
Exons: 2
Coding region: 1-1530 (509 amino acids)
Source: RefSeq, a predicted model, not a curated record
AUGCCGUGCCUUCUGCAUUCCCUGGUCCCGAUUGCGGCUCUGCUAUGCACAGCAAGCGCCGCGCUGUACGAUCAAAAGAUCACAACUAGCUAUGGUCCAGUGCAAGGCUACGCUGCUUUCAACAGUAGCCCUACUGGGGUCAAUCUGGAGCACUGGAAAGACAUUGCCGUCUGGAAAGGAAUUCCUUUUGCUGCUACCACAGGAGGAAACAAUCGCUUCAAAGCCCCCCAGCCAGCCACACCAUGGAGUACGACUUUUGCUGCCAAAGAUUUUGGUCCUGUCUGCCCCCAGACAUUCCGAGCCGUGCCUGAUGGCUACACAGACUCUGAGGACUGCUUGAGCCUGAACAUUUGGAGCGCUGCCAACUCGACGGAUGCGAAGCUGCCCGUUAUCAUGUGGAGUUAUCCAGCUAUGUCGAGUGCUCGCGACGCUCUUUUCGAUGGCGGAGGCAUGGCUGAUAAAGGCGUCGUUUUUGUUAAUUACAAUUACCGGAACGGUAUUUUUGGCUGGCUUGCACACCCAUGGCUCUCAGCCGAGAUGAACGAAACGCACCAUACAAAUAGCUCUGGUAACUGGGCAAUUCUCGAUCAGAAUGCUGCUCUUAACUGGAUUGUUGAGAAUAUUGCGGCGUUCGGAGGAGAUCCUGAACAUAUUACAGUGAUGGGCCAGUCAGCCGGUUCGGCCGCCACCUACCAUAUUGUGAAUAGCCCGUUGACCAAGGGACUCAUCGUUGGCGCCAUAAUCGAAUCUGGUGUUCGCGACCCUAAAGAUCCUUUGAGUUCCAGCCUUGCCGAGACUACCGUAGUCUCGACGUGGCCCUGGAAAAUGCUCCGUGCGUUGAACUACUCUACCUUCGCCCAGGAAGAUGAUUUCGGAGCGGUCCUGGAUUACUACGCUGUGCCGGAUACAUACAUGAACACCCUGAUUAACGGAGCAGCCAAUGAUGUGCCCAUUAUGACUGGAAACACUAGAGAUGAAAGCGGUGCGACAUACGGCCUUAAUAUCACCCUCGCUACCUACUUAGCAGACAUGAACACCACCUUUGGCGACUGGACAGACGAGUUCUUGACUAUUUACAGUGCGAAUGAUAGCACCUCAGCUUCGGCGGCAUACAAUCGGCAGUGGUCAGACCGCUCCGCCGUGGGUACUUGGUUAUGGUCGCAGCUGUGGGCUACGGCUUCCGACAAGCCGGUGUACAACUACUUCUGGGAUCACGCGCCGCCUGGACAAACCCAGGGUGCUUAUCACGAAUCUGAGAUCAAUUACGUGCUUAACAACCUGUACGACACAGAUUUGCCCUGGGUUGCGGAAGACUACGAGAUCGCCAGUACCAUGAAUGCUUACUGGGUCAACUUCAUCAAAACAGGAAAUCCAAACGGGGGAAAUCUCACAUAUUGGCCUGCCAGCAACGCCAACAGCAGUGUUGUCCAGCAAGUUGGUGAUGGCUGGGGCCAGACCUCUUUGGCCAUAUCCAAGGAAGCAGUAGCUCUCUUUGAGAAAUGGUUUGAUGCUUUAGAGACUGUGUAUUAA